CUUAUGAAUAUCACACACUAUUUAUUAUAUUCGGCUCAUUUUCUCCAUCGACAAGCCGCAACAGUGUCGUCCUACCCCUUUCCCGCUCAAUCGGUGCGCCUCCUCUUCGUCACAACACUCAAUAGUUUCUAAAAUGGCUGAAGAGGAUUUUGAUGAACAAGAUACAAAUGAAAUUCCCGAGGAUUUAAAUACCCUUGAGAUUGAUGAAAUGCCUGAGGAACUGAGAUCACCUGAAACACACGAACAUGGAGAGAAAUUUGAAGUUGAGGAAAGGAAAUGGCCUGGAUGGCCUGGAGAGAAUGUUUUCAGGUUGUUGAUUCCAGCAAACAAGGUUGGUGGUAUUAUUGGCAGGAAGGGUGACAUCAUAAAGAAAAUCUGUGAGGAAACAAAGGCUCGUAUCAAGAUACUUGAUUGCCCAUCAGGCACGAUGGAAAGAGCUGUAUUGAUUUCUGCAAAGGAAGAGCCAAAUCUCCCUCUAUCUCCUGCUAUGGAAGGUUUGUUGGCGGUUCAUGCACGCAUUGUUGAUCUCGAAAGUGAUCAACCUCAGAUUCUUCCUGGGAAACUUUCCACCAGGCUUCUAGUGGCAGCUAUGCAAGCUGGAAGCUUGAUUGGAAAGCAAGGUGGUACCAUAAAAUCUAUACAGGAUGGCUCUGAUUGCAUAAUUCGUGUUCUUGGAGGAGACAACCUGCCACCUUUUGCUUUAUCAGAUGACAGUGUUGUUGAGAUACAAGGGGAUCCCCAAAAUGUCCAUAAAGCAAUUGAACUGAUCAUAACCCAUCUCAGAAAAUUUUUGGUUGAUAGGAGCAUUGUUCAGGUGUUUGAAAUGCAAAUGCAAUUGCCAAAUGCUGGAGCUUCCCAGAAUGUGCCCCCACCUUGGAGAAUGUCACCUCAAGAUUAUCCAAUGAAUGCUGAUUCUAGACAUGGUUAUAUACCUAGCCAUCAGCCUUACAGGCCACCUCCAAAUCAAUAUGACAAUUAUUAUCCUCCAGCAGAUAUGCCUCCCACUGACAAUCGACAGGGUCCGCCGUCUUAUGGAAGAGAUGGACCUUUGGGACUUAGCACACCAAGUACACAGCCUCAACAAUCAGUUGUUGCGAAGGUAGCACAGACCAUGCAAAUUCCAUUAUCAUAUGCAGAUGCUGUAAUUGGGAACUCAGGAGCGACUAUUAGUUACAUUCGUCGUGCUAGUGGAGCAACAAUUGCUAUACAGGAAACAAAGGGUGUGCCUGGGGAGAUGACUGUCGAAAUCAACGGAUCUACAUCCCAAGUGCAGGCUGCUCAACAAUUGAUACAUAAUGUGAUUGCGGAAGUUGCUGCUGCAGAACCACAGAAUCCAGCAGGUGCUCCAACUGGUCAAGGUUACAAUGGUUAUCCAAAUUAUGAUCAUAACUAUGGACCUUCAUCAAAUGCAGGUCAUCCUCCUCCUGCAGAAUAUGGCUCUGUUUAUGGAACCGAUUAUGGGUACUAGUUAGCUAUCAAACCAUUCGGAUCCAUAUACCAUUAUUUUCGUGUAAAACAGCUUCUGCUCUGAUGUUGGGUCGUUGCUGACUGUAGGAAUUCAUGUUUGAUAUAGAACCGAAACUUUUUAUGUGCACAUUAAUAGUUUGCAAUAGUGUUUGUCAA
This is a messenger RNA of Impatiens glandulifera, 1623 nucleotides long. Its product is annotated as flowering locus K homology domain-like. Gene Ontology annotation, cellular component: nucleus; cytoplasm. Gene Ontology annotation, molecular function: mRNA binding. The record is from RefSeq and is a predicted model, not a curated record. Gene Ontology annotation, biological process: regulation of gene expression. NCBI's taxonomy places the organism in Eukaryota, Viridiplantae, Streptophyta, Magnoliopsida, Ericales, Balsaminaceae. The transcript has 7 exons. Bases 134 to 1468 code for a protein of 444 amino acids.